AUGCCUGGAGAAAAUUGCUCUGUGCUGACUGAGUUCAUUCUCUUGGGUUUCACCGACCGUCCGGAGUUGGAGAUACUUUUGUUUGGGCUCUUCCUGCUCAUCUACACCACCACUUUGGUGGGGAAUGUUGGCCUCAUUGUGCUCGUCCAGGUCAAUGCUUGCCUCCAUACCCCCAUGUACUAUUUCCUAAGCAAUUUAUCUUUCUUAGACCUUAGCUGUUCAUCUGCCAUUGCUCCCAAGAUGCUGGUGAAUCUGUUAGCACAGCAGAAGACCAUUUCUUUAAUUGGCUGUGCCACGCAGAUGUUUCUCUUUGCUGCCUUUGCUGAUGCUGAGUGUCUCAUUUUGGCUGCCAUGGCUUAUGACCGCUACGUGGCCAUUUGUCAUCCUCUUCUCUACACCAUUGCCAUGUCCCACAGGGUCUGCACCUCCUUGGUAGCUGGGGCUUAUCUCAGUGUGGCUCUGACCUCGCUGGUGCACACAUCUUUCACAUUCACAUUGUCCUUCUGUGGCUCCAACGUGAUCAACCAUUUCUUCUGUGAUAUUCCCCCGUUGCUGGACAUCUCCUGCUCUGAUACACACAUCAACCAGCUCCUCCUCUUCACCCUCUGUGGCUUUAUACAAACCAGCACCUUCCUGGCCAUUGUGGUCUCCUACACCUGCAUCCUCAGCACCAUCCUCCAGAUCCGUGCUGCAGAGAGCAGGCACAAAACCUUCUACACCUGCACCUCCCAUCUGACAGCCGUCGGGUUAUUCUACGGCUCCCUCCUCUUCACAUACUUACGUCCCAGCUCCAGCUACUCACUGGACACAGACAAAGUGAUCUCUGCAUUUUAUACUGUCAUCAUUCCCAUGCUGAACCCCCUGAUCUACAGCCUGAGGAACAAAGAGGUGAAGGAUGCCCUAAGGAGGACAGUAGAGAGAAGAGUGUUUUCUCAGUGA
Antrostomus carolinensis (chuck-will's-widow) is the source of this 939-nucleotide messenger RNA. RefSeq names its product olfactory receptor 5AS1. Bases 1 to 939 code for a protein of 312 amino acids. Gene Ontology annotation, molecular function: G protein-coupled receptor activity; olfactory receptor activity. The record is from RefSeq and is a predicted model, not a curated record. Lineage: Eukaryota; Metazoa; Chordata; Aves; Caprimulgiformes; Caprimulgidae. Gene Ontology annotation, cellular component: membrane. The transcript has a single exon. Gene Ontology annotation, biological process: G protein-coupled receptor signaling pathway.